Messenger RNA from Megalops cyprinoides (Indo-Pacific tarpon), 3282 nucleotides. Its product is annotated as transmembrane protein 125. The record is from RefSeq and is a predicted model, not a curated record. NCBI's taxonomy places the organism in Eukaryota, Metazoa, Chordata, Actinopteri, Elopiformes, Megalopidae. The transcript has 3 exons. The coding region runs from base 1814 to 2482 and encodes 222 amino acids.
CUGAGCAGGAUAACCGGAACAGCGCUGCGGAACCAUAGCUACGACAUGGGUAAACAGGAUGAGACCGAUAAAUCUUUUCAUUUCAUCUCAGCCGGGAAACUGUUCCGAAACGCGUUUGAUAUGACAGGGGGGACUCCCUGCGGGACGCCGAGUAAAGGUCAGAACAAAUUGAGCUAAUCCGCUUUCCUUCUGAGCUGCGCAUCGCCACAGCCACACCUGCAUCAAAAAAGUCUUCGCGAACACCUGCUACAGCACCAUCGCGCACGACUGUAAAUUUACGCAAAGAAAGCUGCCCUGGAACAGCGCGUAUUUCGCGUCGGACAGGACCUACAUCACUUGCCUAAGACGCUCAAUUCCCAACCUGUCUAUCACGGUCAAUACACGGCUCUGUACUGUUAAACGUCAAGACAAGAACGCUUACGAGCAGCAAACAUCGCCGGAAGACCUGGAGAAGACUUCGCUCGCACCUGCUCAAUCCUUUAUACAGGAUUGGAGAGGGCCGGUCAGCGUUUGUGCGUGGAGGAGGCAGUGACUUCUCCCAUUGUCCCCCGACCAGUGGGCAAAGAGGAGAUGAGGGACCGGGCCAGCUGCGACAGGGACGCCAGCUGAAUGAGCGCAUUCAGCCCCAGGACAGCGCUGUCCCCUCCCUGUCCCAUCCACAGACAGCAGCAGUGAGCCCCCACACACCCCCAUGGCGCUUGGCAAGGACCCCUGCCCCCAGCGAGGAUGCCAGCCCUGAGCCGCUCGCUUCUGCCCGCGGAACAACGACACAGAGAGAAGAGCGGAAGAGCAGGCAGGGAGGAGGAAGAAGGGAGGACAUUGUGCGCUGCCGCGGGAGGCCCUCAUCACCAGGCCAACCCGCGGGUCAUCCUCCGAACCGGAGCGUCACAAACCCAGGGACUUCCACCGAGGCCAUUUUGCUAGUCUUAAUCUCCGUCUGUGCACUUUGAAUACGCCUGUGGACUUGCUGAGACCCACAGAAACUUCACCCUAAGGCUCUCUCUUUUUUUUUUGGCCUUACGGUCCCUAUGAAUUAUUGAGAGGACAGCUUUUUAUCCAACAGCAGCGCUCACUGGUUUUUCACAGCCUCAUCAGUACUGAUUGAAGGGAGGUGGCAUGGGGCUAUAGGGGUCAGACCAGACUGCAGCAAGAGGAGAGCAACCACAGGUCCGACAGAUGACCCUUUAUGCGGUUCAGGCUGCAGCCUCAGACUUGUGAUUCGUUUCUAAUUUGCAUCAUGCAAAUAUUAACAGAGAAUGGGAGGCUGGCUUUCUAUAGAUAUUUAAUGUAUGUUUACGAUCUCCCGGGAUUUACAAUUUGAUGGCCAUUUCAUAAAGGGUUCCGAGUUGAGACAAUAUGUCGUGAUACCAAGGGGCAAAUGGCAAUUGCAUUUGAAAGGACAAACUGAAGAAAACAGGAAUUGAAAGGCAGUUAAAACUGAACUUUUGAUUGAGGACAGUGGAGUGGGACUUAAGUGAAGUUAAUUGAAGUUCCGAGUUAUCGCUCUCGAGGAAAGCGCUUUAGGCACUAAAGCAGAAAAUGCGGAAUUAAGGAAGUCCAAGCCGAUGUGACGUUCCAGUUAUUUGAUUAUCUGAGUUUGGAACAGCAGCAAUUUUUUUUUUUUGAAGUCACUGAAGACCACGUGCACCUGUAAAAUAGUUGACCCAUUCAGGAACAGAAAUAUUGCAGACAAGAUCUGAGGAAGAGAUUAAAACUGUUAAUACUGGGUUGCUGAAUGAUAAAAGCUCAGACAGGAGGUGAAGUGGAUCUUCUAGGUGUCUGACCCGGAGCGUGAUCGGGGCGGGCGGGGAAGAUGCCAGAGCUGGAGGACUUCUCCCCGCCUCCGCGCAGCCAGCCGGACCCGGAGCAGAUCCAGAGGAACGUCCUGGAGGAGCAGGUGGAGCUGUGGUGGUUCCGGGAGCCGCGCAAGUCCCUGCUGUGCUACUGCGCCUCGGUGGGCCUGAUCCUGGGCUGCGGGCUGGGCGGCGUGGGCCUGCUCUCCACCACCACCAGCCUGUCCAGCGAGUGGCGGCUGGGCGUGGGCACGGCCCUCUGCCUGCUGGCGCUGGCCGUGCUGCUGAAGCAGCUGCUGAGCUCGGCCGUGCAGGACAUGAAUUGCGUGCGCAGCCGCCAGCGCAUCGAGAUGCUGAAGAGCGGCGGGCUGUCUGACCUGAUGGUCAUCCUGCUGACGGGCCUGGCCCUGCUCAUCUGCGGCACCGUGCUGCUCAACCUGGCCCUGGCCAGCGGCCUGCCCCGGCCGGGGCUCACGCUCAACGACAUGUUCAUCUCCGGGGUGGUGCUGCUGGCCGUGGGCGGGGCCACUGUGCUGGCCGUGGGUGUUUACUCCGCCGUGGUCUUCCUCCUGGAGAGGACGGGUCCCGGGCAGAGGCUGAGGGACCGGGCUGUGGGCGUCUUCACCAUUUCCGGCCAGAUGAACGAGGCGCGGAGAGAGACCACGUCCAGUAUGGCCAACCUCAUCUGAAGGCGGAGCUUUACAGUGACUUAAACACUGACCAAAUCCUGAAGGACUGAGAUGCUGCAUUCAGGUAUGUGGCAUCUGAAGGCCUACAAGCAACAUCCAUGUUCUUCAAUGUAUUACAUUUUCAAAAAGCAGGAUCAAACCUUGAAACCUCAUUGACAUGGCCUUAAUACAAAGCUGAGGAACCACUGAGUUGAAGUCCAUGUAUUCUCUACAAGGGCAGCUGUGCAGAGCCCUCUAAGAAACAAUCGCUAGAAAUCUUCCUGUGAUGGAUUCUGUGUCAAAAUGUGCCACUUCUGCAUACCAUCUGCUCUUCACUGCAUGUAGGAUCAGCACUCAUUUUACACACAUUUGUGUAAAACCAUGUGUCCUUCAUCCUCCUAUUCGCCUGUUUAUACUUGACGGGCAAAGGAGUCAAUGAUCAAAAGCAUGCCAGGUUGUGCUUCCAAAAUUUAAUUCAUUAGUCCAGGGCACUUUCUAAUGGGCAUCUUUGUGUGUGAUGAUGCUGUGGAUCACCCAUGUUAGUUUGCAUGUUUGGGGUCUCAUGCCCUGCUCUAGCACUGUAUAGCACUUAAAUCAAAUAAAAUUUUCCAUUAAUACACAGUUUAGUGGUUCUUACUAAGAGCUUAAUUUAACGUCACUAAGUGAAAUUCUUCUGGUCACCUGCAGCUCAACUCACAGGAGUAAAGUAGGUGCGGUCACUCCACACCUUUUAUGUACAGAACAUUCUCCUGCUACGUUAGCCAUAACCAUCAGUAUCUAAUGUAUAAAUGAAAUGUAUUCCGCUAACACUGCUGAACAAA